AUGAAGUCAUUGCAUCUUGGCGAUGGCGGGACACCCGCUUGGACGUCCUUACUCUUGGAAAGGCCUCCCAGCAGCCUUCAACUCUACACCAAAGAGAAGCAGAACGCUAUCGCCCGAUUUACGAAACGAUACCGUUACUUGGACCGAAAUGAAAGCCCUCCCAGGGAAGUCAAGACCCCCCGCCACACUCACGCUGGAUCCACGCGCAGUUGA
Coprinopsis cinerea okayama7#130 is the source of this 213-nucleotide messenger RNA. RefSeq lists its product as hypothetical. NCBI's taxonomy places the organism in Eukaryota, Fungi, Basidiomycota, Agaricomycetes, Agaricales, Psathyrellaceae. The record is from RefSeq and is a predicted model, not a curated record. Bases 1 to 213 code for a protein of 70 amino acids. The transcript has 2 exons.